ACUGCGGCCUUCCAGUCUCGAGCGCGGAGCGUGGAAGUCGUUCCCUCCCGGUUACUGGAGGCGGGAGAGGAGAGGAAUUAAAUCGUAAACAACCGGUGUUGUAAUGACACCGCGAAAUCAGAGCUAAAACAUCCUAACUUGGCCCGCUAUUUCGCUAUCUGCCAGAGAGACUGUUAAUCUGGUGCCUAAUGGAAGCAGAUGGGUUCGUGAGAAGACGGCGGAUGACAGCAGAGCCCGGAGGUGGGGAACCCGGGGUAGCUGGAGCUUCGGCCGAGGCGGAGAUCCGAUGGCUCGGCAGCAGGUUCCUGGGGGUUUCCGAGGGCUUUGUUGGAAGUUUGUCGCCACGGAUAGGAGGCGAAAGUGAGAUACAGACUGUGCAGAUCCAUGGAUCCACUGACAGCUUAGACUCUUCGGAACCGGACUAUGAAGGGUUGCCCCAGAGUGCAUCCACCAGCACCCACAUGUUAGCGGGGGCUGUGGCUGGAAUUAUGGAACACUGCUUGAUGUUUCCCAUAGACUGUGUGAAGACGCGCAUGCAGAGUCUGCAGCCUGAGCCGGCGGCGCGCUAUCGGAACGUUCUGGAGGCAUUGGGCCGGAUCGUGCGGACGGAGGGGGUGUGGCGGCCGAUGCGAGGCCUCAACGCCACGGCGAUAGGGGCGGGGCCUGCUCACGCGCUGUACUUUGCCUGCUACGAGAAACUCAAGAAGAGUCUGAGUGAUGUCAUCCACCCUGGAGCCAACAGCCACCUCGCCAAUGGAACAGCAGGAUGUGUAGCCACAUUGCUUCACGAUGCGGUCAUGAACCCGGCUGAAGUGGUGAAGCAGCGCAUGCAGAUGUACAACUCGCCGUACCGGGGCGUGAGCGAGUGUGUGCGCGCGGUGUGGCUGCGGGAGGGCGCGGGCGCGUUCUACCGCAGCUACCCGACGCAGCUCACCAUGAACGUGCCCUUCCAGGCGCUGCACUUCGUGGCCUACGAGUGGCUGCAGGAGCGCCUCAACCCCCACAGACUCUACCACCCGGCCUCGCACAUGCUCAGUGGCGCCCUCGCCGGGGCGCUCGCCGCCGCCGCCACCACGCCGCUGGACGUGUGCAAGACGCUGCUCAACACGCAGGAGGCCGUGGUCCUCGGCGGCGGCGGCGCCCACACACACACACACGCGCACACACACACCACGGCGCAGAUCUCGGGGCUGGCGCAGGCCUUCCGCACGGUCUACCGGCUGGGCGGCCCGUCGGCCUACUUCAAGGGCGUCCAGGCGCGGGUCAUCUACCAGAUGCCGUCCACGGCCAUCAGCUGGUCCGUCUACGAGUUCUUCAAGUACGCCAUCACCAAGCGCCAGCAGGACAAGCGCCGCGGCAACCCGGCGCUAGGAGACAAGUAGCCCCGCCCACCACCAGCGGAGCCUGGGCUCUCAUCUCAUCUUCUUUUUUCUCUCUAUUCUCUCGCUUUUUCUCUCUACAUUCACUUGUCUCUCUCUCUCCCUCGCUCUCUCUCUGUACAUUCUCUCUUUUAUCUCUCUCUCGCGCUCUCUCUACAUUCUCUCUUUUCUUUCUCUCUCUCUACAUUCUCUCUUCUCUCUCUCUCUCCCCUUUUCUCUCUCUUUUCUCUCUCUCUAUCUCUCUAUCUCUAUCUCUCUCUUCUCUCUCUCUUCCAUGUAGGUGGUUGGGGAGAGAUGAAAUAAAUGAAACGCACACAAAGUAAAACCCAAACGUUAAACCUCAUGCCUGCCCCCCCCCCCCCCUUCCCUUCUUAAAGAGUCUGAGCUGAGGGAUGCUGUCAUGUCCGCUGCUGCCACUGAGGGGCGCUGUCACUCUGCACCACAUCACAAGUUCACACACACACACACACAUAUACAGACACACAUACACACAUUGUGCACACACACAGAUAUACAGACACACACACAGACACACAUACACAGACACACAUACACACAUUGUGCACACACACACACACACACACACACACACACACACACACGCAUGAGAGAGAGAGUGACCUCAGACAGCCCAGAUAGUGAGAUGUAGAGUGGAAUCUAGUGUGUGACUGAAUCUUAGCUUGACGACCACAUCUAUAUAUCUGUGCAUUGAUUGCUGAUAGAUAACCUUUUUCGAGAAGAUAACUCAGAUUUAAUGUAAAGUAUUUGACAUAACUUUGAUCAGAUUUAAUGUAAAGUAUUGAGAAGAAUGGUUUAAGUUAUUUGCCCCAUUGAGGAGGGGCCGUGGGGAAUCUUAAAGACUAUUUUUAUAGCAUUUUAUCCCAGCAGGAACCCAUGGUAUGUACACACAUUAGCUUUGAAAGCGUCCACGCCCACGAUAACCAAAACCACACACACACACACACACACACACACACACACACACACACAUACACACAUACACACACACUCUCUCUCAUUAUUACUGUUAAGAGUACCUGUGUAUCCCUGCCCGUAUACAUCCCAUAAUGUAGAUUAUCGCUGCUGGUAUUAUAACGCACUAGAAGACCUAUCAGGCUCAAGCUGGAGAUGCUGAUUGGUGUGAGUGUGUAAGAGAAAGAGUGCGUGUGUGUGUGUGGAUUGGAGCUGAGUGAGUGUGUGUAUGUGUACGUAAGUGUGUGUGUGUGUGUGUGUGUGUGUGUGAGCCUUGGCGGUGCCGUCUGCCCGUUCUCCACUGAGGAACCUGGAGAGCUGUGGCGGUCCCCCGGAGGAAGGAACACGGAACACUGGGAAUCUGCAGUUGGAAAGGCAGAGGAACUCUGGGAAAUGUAGUGUGAGAGUGUGAUGAUCAUGUGAUCAUGAGGACAGGAAGGGGAUUGGCUGGGCCUGCCUGUACUACUCACCUCUGUCUCAAUAAAGACUGGAGCUGACGCUAUCAACUCAA
Sardina pilchardus (European sardine) is the source of this 2862-nucleotide messenger RNA. RefSeq names its product solute carrier family 25 member 28 (gene slc25a28). Lineage: Eukaryota; Metazoa; Chordata; Actinopteri; Clupeiformes; Clupeidae. Gene Ontology annotation, biological process: iron import into the mitochondrion. The transcript is spliced from 4 exons. Gene Ontology annotation, molecular function: ferrous iron transmembrane transporter activity. Gene Ontology annotation, cellular component: mitochondrial membrane. The record is from RefSeq and is a predicted model, not a curated record. The coding region runs from base 189 to 1382 and encodes 397 amino acids.